Molecule: messenger RNA, 1256 nt
Organism: Rhodamnia argentea
Lineage: Eukaryota; Viridiplantae; Streptophyta; Magnoliopsida; Myrtales; Myrtaceae
Product: nicotinamidase 1
Exons: 5
Coding region: 281-1006 (241 amino acids)
Biological process (GO): pyridine nucleotide salvage
Molecular function (GO): nicotinamidase activity
Source: RefSeq, a predicted model, not a curated record
CUCUCAAUCUCUCUGCUCUUCUAUGGCCUUUCGUUGACUGGAAUGGACCGACCCAUUUUGCAUCCACUGAAGGAUACGAAGGCUCUCGGCUUCGUGGAAAGACCAGUGGAAGCCUGGAAGGGAACCAAUGGAGAAUCUGGGAUUGCGGAAAGGCGACGAAAGCGAAAGGAACCCAAUGAGAUUCUUUGUCUGUUGAAUAAAAUUCGUACUGGGUCUUCUGAGUAUUCACUGUGCCUCAUUUUUGUUUCUGGGGUUGAUCUUGAUCGCGGGGGAAAAAGAGAUGGAUUCGUCGCCGAUUGAUCUGUUGAAGGAGCAUCUCCCUGUGGAACAGGACUCCGUGGUUCUGUCCGGGGACGUCAAGACCGGUCUUGUUCUUGUUGAUGUCGUGAAUGGCUUCUGCACGGUCGGUGCUGGGAAUCUGGCACCUAGGCAGCCUGAUAAGCAAAUCCAGGAUAUGGUGGAUGAGUCGGUGAGACUUGCCCGAGUCUUCUGUAAUAAGAAUUGGCCUGUUUUCGCUUUCUUAGAUUCUCAUCACCCAGAUGUUCCUGAGCACCCUUAUCCUCCGCAUUGUAUAGUCGGAACGGAUGAAGCAAAGCUAGUACCAGCCCUGGAGUGGUUAGAGAAAGAACCGAAUGCUACCCUAAGGGCUAAAGACUGUAUUGAUGGCUUUAUCGGUUCAAUGGAGAAAGAUGGUUCUAAUGUAUUUGUAGAUUGGGUCAAAAGCAAUCGAAUCCAAGCGAUACUUGUGGUGGGGAUCUGCACAGAUAUUUGCGUUCUCGAUUUCGUGAGCUCCGCCUUGUCAGCAAGAAAUCGCGGUCUUCUUGCCCCUCUAGAGGGUGUGAUUGUGUACUCGCGUGCCUGUGCUACUUUCGACAUUCCCGUUGAUGUUGCCAAAAUGGCUAAGGACCUUACUGCCCAUCCACAGGAUCUCAUGCAUCACAUUGGACUUUACCUGGCCAAGGGAAGGGGAGCCAAGGUAGCAUCGGAGGUGUUGUUUGGCGCUUGAAAUGUUGCUUGUUGGCUGCUGUAAAGAGCGAGAAUUCGUCUAUAUGUAAUGACUACUUCAAUGCUGAUAAAAUUUGAUGAUAUCUAAGUGGAUAACUGCAGUAUUGCCCGUUAAUGCUGCUUCUGUGAAUUUUAGCUAGCAUGCCUAUCUAGCAUCUGUACUUAGGUGGAUGCCCUUGUCCAGUCAUCCUUUCUGUAUUUGAUUUCAGUGUGUUUUCAAUUUGCUCGAGGCGUGGAUAGAGGUUCAAUAA